AUGUUGCUUCUGUUGGUUGCUCUUCAGAGCCUGGGUGGUCUAUUGUUGCUGGCAAUAAUCCAAUUAUCCUGGACAUAUUUUACAACCCCGCUUAAGAGCAUUCCUGGUCCUUUCUUUGCCAAGUUCACCAAUCUCUGGCGUUUUUUCGAUACAUACGGAGGACGACCAGAGCUCACUCACCAGCUCCUCCAUAAGAAGCAUGGAAGCGCCGUACGGCUCGGGCCUAAUGUAGUCAGCAUCAGUGAUCCAAAAUAUCUGAGAGUCAUUUACAAUACACGGGGUGACUAUCUAAAGCUAAAGAAAACUGACCCCUGGAAGAGCAAAUUUUAUACGGUUAACGAUACGAAAGUCGGCAACCAGAUCAUUAAAAAUGUCUUCAGUACCCUUAGCAAUGAAUGGCAUUCCACAGCCCUGCGCCCAAUACAGAAGUUCUACAAGAUGUCUGCUGUGUUAGCCCAGGAGCCACUUGUCGACCUUACUAUUCACUCAUUUUUCAAGCAUCUUGACGAGAAGUUCGUCGACACCGGCAAGGCGUGCAAAAUUGACGAGUGGAUGCUUUUCUUCUCCUGGGACGUGAUUGCCCAAAUGACUUUUAGAAGGCCGAUGGGCUUCAUGGAUGAAGGUAGAGACCACUCUGGUCUACUUCACACGGCCGACAGGGCUCUUGACUACUUUGCAACAAUUGGCCAGAUCCCGGCGCUCGAUCACUGGCUUGCCAAGAAUCCAAUUCGACCCAUUGGACCCCCAAGUUUCGACUCAGCAGCCGUGUUUUGUGCUCAGCAAGUCAUGGAGCGAAAGCAAUCGGAAUCAAACCCUUCACGCCAACCAGAUAUGUUGGAUGGGUUCCUCGAGACACAAAAAGUGAACCCGGAGGCCGUCACUGAUAAUGAUCUUAUUAGCGCCCUCAUCGUCAACAUUGUAGCCGGUGCUGAUACCACGGCCAGUCUUCUGCGAUCAGUGAUUUACUAUGUCUUGAAGAAUCCAAAGGUGCAUAAGAGACUUCAGGAAGAGCUUGACAACGCCAAUCUCGCCACACCUGUACCAUAUGCGACAGCCACUACCUUGGUAUAUUUUGAUGCAGUUAUCAGAGAGAGUGGGCGCAUUGGUCCAGGCGUCGGACUCCUCCUCGAGCGUAUUGUACCUCAGGGCGGACUUGCACUCUCUGAUGGGAAACUCAUUCCAGCCGGGACUAUUGUUGGAAUGAACCCCUGGGUUAUCCAUCAAGACAAGGAAGUUUAUGGCGAAGAUGCAGCAUCUUUCAACCCCGAUCGCUGGCUGCGAGAUGUUGCAUCGGGAGAGACAGAAGAAGACUUCCAAGCUCGUUUCUCGCGCAUGAAGGCUACUGACCUUACUUUCGGUGCUGGCAAUCGCAUCUGUCUUGGGAAGAACGUCGCGCUCAUGCAAGUGUACAAAGCUAUCACUACUUUGUUCUUGACUUAUGAUAUGAGUCUUGUGGAUCCAAAGAAGGAAUGGCAUGUACAGAACUCGUGGUUUGUACGCCAAUCUGACAUCGAUAUCAAAAUUCAGCGACGAAAGGUAACGAAAGCAUAA
Molecule: messenger RNA, 1551 nt
Organism: Lachnellula hyalina
Lineage: Eukaryota; Fungi; Ascomycota; Leotiomycetes; Helotiales; Lachnaceae
Product: Cytochrome P450 monooxygenase
Exons: 3
Coding region: 1-1551 (516 amino acids)
Molecular function (GO): monooxygenase activity; iron ion binding; heme binding
Source: RefSeq, a predicted model, not a curated record